Messenger RNA from Tinamus guttatus (white-throated tinamou), 652 nucleotides. RefSeq names its product zinc finger matrin-type 5 (gene ZMAT5). Gene Ontology annotation, cellular component: U12-type spliceosomal complex. NCBI's taxonomy places the organism in Eukaryota, Metazoa, Chordata, Aves, Tinamiformes, Tinamidae. The record is from RefSeq and is a predicted model, not a curated record. Gene Ontology annotation, molecular function: zinc ion binding.
GAAACAGGAGCUGUAAAUCUUGGAUCCUUCAGCUUGUGCCUCUCCAUGGCCAGCGCAGACAUGGCUGGGCACCGAGGAGCCGUUUGAUGGUUGUUCCCAGGCCACACUGACACUGCUCUGCCAGGAGGGAGAUGGGGAAGAGAUACUUCUGCGAUUACUGUGACAGGUCCUUUCAGGACAACCUUCACAACCGGAAGAAACACCUCAAUGGAGUGCAGCAUCUCAGGGCCAAGCGACUCUGGUAUGACAUGUUCCGAGAUGCUGCUGCUAUUCUGCAGGAGGAGCAGAGCAAGAAACCUUGUCGGAAGUUCCUGCAAACAGGACAGUGUGAUUUUGGAUCCAACUGCAGGUUCUCCCACAUGACAGAGCAGGACCUGGAAAAGCUGAGUGCCCAGGUGCAAGGGGAGCAGCGACUGAAGGAGCUGCGUCAGGAAGGAGCAGAUGUCCCUCCUGGCACCAUUGAGGACUGGCUGGAGAAGAGAGCAAAAAGACUGAGUGCAGCUCAGAAUAACAGCUCUCUGCCCGAGAAACCUGCGCCUUUCCAGUACCCGCUGGGCUGGCCGCCGGCGCAGGACCUGCCGCCGUCCCUGCAGCCGCCCCCGCCGGGGGGCUGGCUCUUCCCGCCCGGCCUGCACUGGGGCUGAGGAGCCCC